Messenger RNA from Closterium sp. NIES-67, 914 nucleotides. The record is from the annotation of a GenBank genome assembly. NCBI's taxonomy places the organism in Eukaryota, Viridiplantae, Streptophyta, Zygnematophyceae, Desmidiales, Closteriaceae.
GUUUUGAUGAUGGCUGAGGACCCAGAAGGGGAAGAGGGCGGGGAGGCGUGUACCGUUGAUUGGGACACGUUCGGGAACAUUGGGGGGAAGGAGAAGAAGAGUGGCACCACAGCCCGAGGUAAGAGGAGGCGAAAGAGGGGCAACACUUCCCGAAAGGGGAAGGAGGAGGAGGAGGAGCAGCAGCAGGAGGAGGAGGAGGAGGAGGAGGAGGAGGAGGAGGAGGAGGAGGAGGAGGAGGAGGAGGAGGAGGAGGAGGAGGAGGAGGAGGAGGAGGAGGAGGAGAAGGAGGAGGAGGAGGAGGAGGAGGAGGAGGAGGAGGAGGAGGAGGAGGAGGAGGAGGAGGAGGAGGAGGAGGAGGAGGAGGAGGAGGAGGAGGAGGAGGAGGAGGAGGAGGAGGAGGAGGAGGAGGAGAAGGAGGAGGAGGAGGAGGCAGAGGUUGAUGGCGACAGCAGUGGACCCGACGGGCAAGUCAAGAGGGCCAAGGGGGGAUCCCCAUGGGACUGCAGGGACGGCGAGAGUGGGGAGGAGGAGGAGGAGCAGGGGGAGGAGGACGACGAGGAGGAGCAGGGCUAGGCGUACUCCGCCAGGCGCCCCGCCUCCCGAAGAUACCGCUUCUGCGUGCCGCCUCCUCCCCCUCGCCCCUCCUUACUCUCCUGCCCCCCCAAUGGCGCAUUAGCUCAUGAACAUGCAGAUAAGAAUGACAUGGGUGAACAAGACUAGUCACCUACGAGCUGCUUGAAAUGAUAGACCAUCGUGAAACGAGAUCCUCAGCAUAGGGCACACUAAGAACGACCAUGGUAAUCGAAGCCUGUGGGAGAGGAAGGAGCUGCUCACUAGGGGGCGCGAAGGCGAGAAUGGGAGCUGAAACUGAUGCAGAUAGAACUGCCGAGGGCUAUUAUUGUAAGUAACGUCUA